AUGGUAGCGGAGCGCUCCGGCAAAGCGACAGCCGCCGGUGCCCGCGGCCCUGGGGAGCUGGGCGCACCCGGGACAGUGGCUCUGGCGGUGGCGCCGGCGGAGCGCUGUGCUCGGCUGCCGAGCCCUGGGUCGUGCGGGCUGCUGGCGCUGGCUCUCUGCUCGCUGGCGCUCAGCCUGCUCGCCCACUUUCGGACGGUCGAGCUGCAGGCCCGGGUGCUGCGCCUGGAAGCGGAGCGUGGGGAGCAGCAAAUGGAGCCGGCUAUUUUGGGACGAGUCAACCAACUGCUGGAUGAGAAAUGGAAGCUCCACUCACGGAGGCGCCGGGAGACCCCAAAGACGUCCCCAGGAUGCCACUGCCCGCCAGGUAAGGAGCCCUAUGCAGGGGGUCCUGCUGGAAGACCCGGCCUCCCGGGGGACAAAGGUGCCAUUGGGAUGCCUGGACGUGUGGGAGGAAAGGGCCAGCCAGGCGAGAAGGGUGCCCCAGGAGAUGCCGGCAUGUCCAUCAUUGGUCCCCGCGGCCCCCCUGGUCAGCCAGGCACCCGAGGUUUUCCAGGAUUUCCGGGUCCCAUUGGGCUCGACGGCAAACCGGGCCGGCCAGGACCAAAGGGGGAGAUGGGUCUGGCGGGUCCCUGGGGACAGCCGGGACCUCAAGGACAAAAAGGAGAAAAGGGUCAGUGUGGAGAGUACCCACACCGGGAGCACCUAAGUGGCUCUCUAGCAGCUCUGCGCUCCAACCAGAUAAUUAUUCUGAAGCUGCUGCCUCUCCUCAAUUCAGUGCGGCUGGCUCCACCCCCAGUCAUUAAAAGGCGGACCUUCCAGGGUGAACAGGGCCAGGCUGGCAUCCAAGGCCCGCCAGGGCCACCAGGCCCUCCUGGACCGAGCGGACCUCUGGGGCACCCAGGACUGCCAGGGCCCAUGGGGCCGCCCGGCUUACCGGGGCCUCCUGGACCAAAGGGAGACCCAGGGAUCCAGGGCUACCACGGCCGGAAGGGAGAACGGGGCAUGCCAGGGAUGCCAGGCAAACACGGAGCAAAGGGGGCUCCUGGAACCACUGUGGCUGGGAUGAGGGGUGAACCUGGGAUCCCAGGAGCCAAGGGUGAGAAGGGGGCUGCGGGGUCCCCCGGGCCACUCGGCCUCUUGGGGCAGAAGGGAGAAAAAGGCGAUGCUGGCAACUCCAUUGAAGGAGGCAGAGGGGAGCCUGGCCCCCCAGGGCUUCCUGGACCCCCAGGGCCAAAGGGGGAAGCUGGAGCAGAUGGCCUGGAAGGCCCCCCAGGACAGCAAGGAGACAAGGGGGACCCUGGAGCACCUGGAGAUCAGGGACCUACUGGCCCCAAGGGCUCCAAGGGAGAACCUGGGAAAGGAGAGAUGGUGGACUACAACGGGAACAUCAACGAGGCUCUCCAGGAGAUCCGGACACUGGCCUUGAUGGGGCCCCCUGGUCUUCCUGGGCAGAUCGGCCCACCCGGAGCUCCAGGGAUCCCAGGCGAGAAGGGGGAGAUUGGACUGCCAGGCCCUCCCGGACUCGACGGGGAAAAGGGACCUCGAGGCAAACCAGGAGAUGUGGGCCCUCCUGGUCCCCAAGGCCCCCCAGGAAAGCCUGGGCCUGCAGGAAUGAAGGGAGAAGACGGCCUCCCAGGGAGCCCAGGAGAGAAGGGGGAGAAAGGGGAGACGGGGCAGCCAGGACCACCGGGUCUAGACGGCCCAACUGGGGAGAAAGGAGAACCAGGUGACCCAGGGAGACCCGGCGCGACUGGACUUCCUGGCCCAAUCGGGCUCCCAGGAUUUAUAGGAGAGAAAGGAGAACCAGGGGAGAAGGGUGACCCAGGAAUGGAGGUUCCUGGGCCACCAGGGCCAGAGGGGCCUCCUGGACCUCCGGGGCUCCAAGGCGUUCCUGGACCAAAGGGGGAAGCAGGACUAGACGGAGCAAAAGGAGAAAAGGGCGUCCAGGGAGAAAAAGGAGACCGAGGUCCUCUGGGAUUACCCGGAGCUUCAGGUUUGGACGGCAGGCCUGGGCCACCGGGUACUCCAGGACCAAUCGGAGUUCCAGGCCCAGCGGGACCAAAAGGAGAGAGGGGCAGCAAAGGCGACCCUGGGAUGACAGGACCAACGGGAGCAGCUGGGCUUCCUGGUUUACAUGGACCACCCGGGGACAAAGGAAACCGGGGGGAGAGGGGGAAGAAAGGCUCUAGAGGGCCUAAGGGGGAUAAGGGAGACCAAGGAGCGCCUGGAUUAGAUGCCCCCUGUCCAUUGGGUGAAGAUGGCUUGCCAGUCCAGGGCUGCUGGAACAAGGGCCAGAGUCCAUGGUUAGUCGCUAAGAAGUGA
This is a messenger RNA of Rangifer tarandus platyrhynchus (Svalbard reindeer), 2322 nucleotides long. NCBI's taxonomy places the organism in Eukaryota, Metazoa, Chordata, Mammalia, Artiodactyla, Cervidae. The record is from the annotation of a GenBank genome assembly.